This is a messenger RNA of Choloepus didactylus (southern two-toed sloth), 4119 nucleotides long. It is a transcript of the gene TAS1R3, whose product is annotated as taste 1 receptor member 3. The transcript has 6 exons. Gene Ontology annotation, molecular function: G protein-coupled receptor activity; sweet taste receptor activity. The record is from RefSeq and is a predicted model, not a curated record. Gene Ontology annotation, cellular component: membrane. Bases 1009 to 3567 code for a protein of 852 amino acids. Gene Ontology annotation, biological process: sensory perception of sweet taste; G protein-coupled receptor signaling pathway; sensory perception of umami taste. NCBI's taxonomy places the organism in Eukaryota, Metazoa, Chordata, Mammalia, Pilosa, Megalonychidae.
CGGUGUUGGAAGGGGCUGAAACCCACUGCCAGGCUCAUCCAGGGUGGCUGGGGGCAGCCAGAACUGGUGGCACUGUUGGCCAUAAGGAGCCAGAGGACACAGAGUAGGGGCAGGAGGCACUGCGUGCCGGUUCCUGUAGGUGGGUUUAGCCUCAUGGCUCCCACCUGCCCCUGCCUUGACCCAGGCAGAAAGGAGUUGUGUGGGGAGGGCUCCCCCAGCCCCCAGCAGGGGAGGUAAGCCCAGAAGCCAAGCAGCCUGGCCUCGAGGGCACCUCCCACCCCCAACCGGGGCUGCCCCCCCCCCCCCAACUGCUCACCCAGCUGCCUCGGCCCAUUUGGUUAUGCCUCCCUCAUUUGCAUGGACGGCUCUUGGGCCCAGCUGUGAGCUCUGCCCCACAGGGAGGUGGCCACAAUGGGCCAGGCCAGACUGCUGGACCCUGCCCUGCAGAUGAGCCAUGUCGGGGGGGGGCCCAGGCCUGCGAACUUUGCGAAGACACCCACAGCAUGCUGCUCACUUGCAGCCCCCGGCCCCGGCUACCCUGAAUACUGUCCACUCCCCUCAGGCCUGGAGGGCCUGUGUCCUUGGUGCCAAGCUGGGGCCCGCAGCUCAGCCUCACCUCCCCAGGCUGCAGAGAGGGGCUCUCCCCCAGGGCACUGGUCCCUCUGAGCCCCUCCCACAGCUGGAGACCCCAGGACCCUCUCCCCUCACUGGCCGCUGGGGGUGCCGAGGGGCUUGGGCCUAGGCAGGUGACAAGGUCAUCGUGGCAGUAGCCUCUCGGUGCCUGCCUGCCCAUGCGCCCUCGGCUACAGAGCCCAGCACGUGGGCAAACCUGCAGCCAGGUAAGGAAGAGGCGCCGCCCCCCACUGUGUGGGGCCCCCUGGGGCUUUGCAGGUGAGGACAGGCAAGGGUUUUGCUAAACAAAUCCGCUACCACCAACUGCUGGCCUCACUAUUUCUGCGGCUCUCAGGGCACACACCCGCUUGCCUCCUCCCGGAAGCUGCCGCUGCCAUGCUCACCUGCCAAGCCACCCUGGGCCUUGGCCUUGCAGCUGUCCUGGGCCUUGGGGCAGGGGCCCCCCUGUGCCUGUCCCAGCAGCUCAGGAGGCAAGGGGACUACAUGCUGGGCGGGCUCUUCCCCAUGGGCUCGGCCGAGGACACUGACCUUGGCAACCAGACGCAACCCUCAGGCCCCGUGUGCGACAGGUUCUCAUCCCUCGGGCUGCUGUGGGCGCUGGCCGUGAAGAUGGCCGUGGAGGAGAUCAACAGUGGGCGGGCCCUACUGCCUGGGCUGCAGCUGGGCUAUGACCUCUUCGACACGUGCUCGGAGCCCCUGGUUGCCAUGAGGCCGAGCCUCACAUUCCUGGCCGAGGCGGGCAGCCACGCGGUGGUCACCGACUGCAGCUACACACAGUAUCGGCCCCGGGUGCUGGCCGUGAUCGGGCCGUACUCCUCCGAGCUCGCCCUGGUCACCGGCAAGUUCUUCAGCUUCUUCCUCAUGCCCCAGGUCAGCUAUGGAGCCAGCAUGGACGGGCUCAGCUCCCGGGAGGCCUUCCCCUCCUUCUUCCGCACGGUGCCCAGCGACCGCGUGCAGCUGGCAGCCGCCGUGGAGCUGCUGGCAGCCUUCGGCUGGAACUGGGUGGCCACCGUGGGCAGCGACGACGAGUACGGCCGGCAGGGCCUGAGCAUCUUUUCGGGCCUGGCUGCCAGCCGGGGCAUCUGCGUGGCGCACGAGGGCCUGGUGCCGCUGCCCCGCGACGCGGGCCCGCUGCCCGGCCAGGUGGAGGCCACGCUGCUCAGGGUGCACCGCAGCGGCACGCAGGUGGUGCUGCUGUUCGCCUCGGCGCCGGCCGCGCGCGCCCUCUUCAGCCACAGCCUCCACUCCCGGCUGCCGCCCAAGGUGUGGGUGGCCAGCGAGGCCUGGCUGGACGCGGACCUGGUCACCGCGCUGCCCGGCAUGGACCGGGUGGGCACGGUGCUUGGCUUCCGGCUUAGCGGGGCGCCCCUGCCCGACUUCCCGGCCUACGUGGAGACCCGCCUGGCCCUGGCCGCCGACCCCGCCUUCUGCGCCGCGCUGGCCGCCGAGUCCCCGGGCCCGGAGGAGCGCGGGGAGGGGGCGCGCUGCCCGCAGUGCGACCGCGUCACGCUGGCCGACGUGUCGGCCCGGCUGCGGCACCACCAGGCCUUCGCCGCCUACGCGGCCGUGUACGGAGUGGCCCAGGCGCUGCACAACGCGCUGCAGUGCACGGCCUCGGGCUGCCCGGCUCGCCCGCCCCUGCGGCCCUGGCAGCUCCUGCAGCAGAUGUACAACCUGAGCUUCCGCGCCCGGGACCUGGCGCUGACCUUCGACGCCAACGGGAACGUGGAUCUCGGGUACGACCUGAAGCUGUGGGUGUGGCGCGGCGGGGCGCUCGAGCUGCGCACCGUGGGCGCCUUCCACGGCCAGCUGCGGCUCAACCGCUCCCAGAUCCUCUGGCACACGCCGGGCAACGCGGAGCCCGUGUCCCGGUGCUCGCGGCAGUGCAGGAGGGGCCAGGUGCGCCGCGUGAAGGGCUUCCACUCCUGCUGUUACGACUGCAUCGACUGCAAGGCCGGCACCUACCAGCGCAGCCAAGAGGACUUCCUGUGCACCAAGUGUGGCCAGGACCAGUGGUCCCCUGACCGCAGCACACGCUGCUUCCCCCGCAGACCCAAGUUCCUGGAGUGGGGGGAGCCGGCGGCUCUGGGGCUGCUCCUGCUGCUGGGCCUGGUGCUGGGCCUGGUGCUAGCGGCCCUGGGGCUCUUCAUCUGCCACCGGCACAGCCCGCUGGUUCGGGCCUCAGGUGGGCUGCUGGCCUGCCUGGGCCUGGGCUGCCUGGGCCUGGCCUGCCUCAGCGUCCUCCUGUUCCUCGGCCGGCCCAGCCCGGCCAGCUGCCUGGCCCAGCAGCCACUCUUCCACCUGCCACUCGCCGGCUGUCUGAGCACACUCUUCCUGCAAGCAGCCACACUGUUCGCAGAGUCGGAGCUGCCGCCGAGCUGGGCAGGCUGGCUGCGGGGCAGGCUGCGGGGGCCGUGGGCCUGGCUGGUGGUGCUGCUGGCCGUGCUGGCCGAGGCAGCCCUGUGCACCUGGUAUCUGGUGGCCUUGCCACCGGUGGUGGUGACAGACUGGCAGGUGCUGCCCACAGAGGCCCUGGUGCACUGCCGGAUGCACUCCUGGGUCGGCUUCGGCCUGGUGCACGGUGCCAAUGCUGCCCUGGCCUUCCUGUGCUUUGUGGGCACCUUCCUGGCGCAGGGCCGGCCCGGCUGCUACAACAGCGCGCGCGGCCUCACCUUCGCCAUGCUGGCCUACUUCAGCACCUGGAUCUGCUUUGUGCCCCUGCUUGCCAACGUGCACGUGGCCGCCGAGUCCGCUGUGCAGGCAGGUGCCAUCCUCCUCUGUGCCCUGGGCAUCCUGGCCACCUUCCACCUGCCCAAGUGCUACCUGCUGCUGUGGCGGCCAGAACUCAAUACCCCCGAGUUCUUCCUGGGGGAGGGACCCCAGGGGACUGGAGGUGGGGGUGGCAGGGAGGAGGCUCAGGGGAAAAAUGAGUGAUCUCUACCCCCCCCCACACCUGGGGACCUCACUCCCUGUGAACCCAGACCCGAUAGAACCAAGAGUCCCUCACCCAGCAGCCCCAGACCAUGCCUCUGCCAAGCUCCUCCAGUUCCGGAUUCUAACCCCAAGUUGGAACCUGACCCUAAGCCCACGGUGGCUCCUAGGCAUGUGCCCUGCACCCACAGGGCCCCACUGAGUCCCAGCCCCACAAGGCCUCCCACCAGCCCUGGGGAGUUCUUCACAGAGUGGGUGGGGGACACAGACGGCCUGAGACCCAGGUCAGGGAGGGGUCCCCAGGACGCAGGUGUGCUCUUCCUGGCCCUGGCGGGCAGAGCAGACAAGCAGAGCCUGGGCAGGGGCGCGGGGCAGCACCACGGCCAGCGCCGGCAGCCGGGACCCCUGGAGCUGUGAGCAGCACCACGGACAGAACACCGGCGCCGCACCCCACCCUCAUCCUGCACCCCAAUCUCCUGGAGUCGCCAAGUGGGAGAGAAGGGACACAGGCCACACGUCAGUCCCAUAAAAUUAAAAGCUUUUUAGUGUUUAAAA